This is a messenger RNA of Saccostrea cuccullata (small rock oyster), 389 nucleotides long. RefSeq names its product zinc metalloproteinase dpy-31-like. The coding region runs from base 1 to 387 and encodes 128 amino acids. The record is from RefSeq and is a predicted model, not a curated record. The transcript has 3 exons. NCBI's taxonomy places the organism in Eukaryota, Metazoa, Mollusca, Bivalvia, Ostreida, Ostreidae.
AUGAAAUGUAUCCUCAACAAUGUAGCAACUGGUUGUGGAUCUACUGAUUUAUCUGCCACUUAUUACUGGAGAGCGUUUAACACACCCGGGUACUUUGGACAGGGGAGCUACUCCUCUAGAGCGGACUGUACCUGGAAAUUUACAGCACCUCCAGGGAAACGUGUUCGAUUACAAUUUGUUGGAUCCUUUGGAUUUCCAUGUUGGAGGAUCUGUUGGGAUUUUGUGGAGGUUCGCUUCAGGAGUCUUUCUAACACAGGCCCAAGGUACUGCUGUGGCACAAGACCCACACGAGUCUUCACGUCCGAUAGCCGAGUAAUGGUGGUCUUAUUUAGGAGAUUUUCCAAUUCAGUUGCAAAGGGAUUCAGAGCAAUGUUCAAAUAUGUCUAAAG